Molecule: messenger RNA, 2756 nt
Organism: Cucurbita moschata (crookneck pumpkin)
Lineage: Eukaryota; Viridiplantae; Streptophyta; Magnoliopsida; Cucurbitales; Cucurbitaceae
Product: AP2-like ethylene-responsive transcription factor ANT
Exons: 10
Coding region: 380-2410 (676 amino acids)
Biological process (GO): regulation of DNA-templated transcription
Molecular function (GO): DNA binding; DNA-binding transcription factor activity
Source: RefSeq, a predicted model, not a curated record
AGAAUGGAGGAGAGAUUAAAAGAGAAGGAAAAUGGGAGGUGGGGUUGAAAGGAAAAGUAAAAGAUACACAGAUCCCUAUGGAGUGCAGGGAUGCUACCCAACAACAUUGCUCAUCUGCCUCUUCUCUUUGUUGAGUUUAAAGAGACCAACUGGGUUCCCUCUUCUCCUCUAUUGCUCGCCCAACUGGACUCUUCCUUCCAACCAUUCUUGGGGUUAUUCCUUUUUUCCUUCUUCUUCUUCUUCUUCUUCUUCACUCUCCUUUUCCUCUCUUACCCGUACCGUAGUUACUCAUUUUUAUUGGAAGAGGUGCAAAGUUUUUAAAACCCCAGGAGAGAACUAAAAGUACUAGAGAAGGAAAGAAAGAAGAGCAGAAGAGAAGAUGAAGUCGAUGAACGAGAAUGAGAAUAAUAAUAAUAAUAAUAAUAAUAACAACAACAGCAGCAGUUGGUUGGGAUUCUCUCUUUCUCCCCACAUGAAAAUGGAGGUUACUGCCUCUGAUCAUCCCUACAAUCAUCACCAUUCUCACUCUGCUACCAAUGCCUUCUACUUGUCUCCUCAUUACAACAAUAACACUGAAAUCUUUUAUGGGAUUGCUGAAAAUGCUUCUCUUCAUCACUCUGCUGCUGCUUCCCUCUCUGUAAUGCCGCUCAAAUCCGAUGGUUCACUCUGUAUUAUGGAAGCCCUUUCAAGAUCACAAACCGAAGGGAUGGUUCCGAGUUCUUCGCCGAAGCUAGAGGAUUUUCUGGGCGGUGCAACAAUGGGGGGUCGAGGUUAUUUCAAUCAAAAUGCUGAAUCCGAACCCGACAGGGAACAUUCGUUGGACCUUCUUCAUAGACCCAUUAGAGAAAAUCAACAGCAGCAGAUUUUGAUGCAAAAUACCCAUCAAUACUACUCAGGGCUGGUUCCGUCUUCCAUUGGAAUUGGAGGUUGCGAUCCUCAAAUUCUACCCGCUGACGACGACGAAAUCCCUUGCCUUAGAAACUGGGUCUCUCGUUCCCACUAUGCCGGCGCCCAUAAUAAUCUGGACCAACAAAUUACUGGAGGCGGCGGAGGCGCUCUCGUACAUGACGGCGGCAGUGGCGGUAACUCUGUCUCCAUUGGUGGAAUGAGCUGUGGGGAAUUGCAGUCGUUGAGCUUGUCGAUGAGCCCAGGUUCUCAAUCGAGCUCAUUCACGGCUUCUGGCCAGAUCUCCCUUACUGGAGGCGACGGCGCCGUCGUAGAAACUAAAAAACGAGGCCCUGGAAAACUCUGCCAGAAGCAGCCCGUUCACCGCAAGUCCAUCGAUACUUUUGGCCAAAGAACCUCCCAAUAUCGUGGCGUCACAAGACACAGGUGGACUGGGAGAUAUGAAGCUCAUCUCUGGGAUAAUAGUUGCAAGAAAGAAGGGCAAACAAGGAAAGGAAGACAAGUUUAUCUUGGGGGAUAUGAUAUGGAAGAAAAAGCUGCAAGAGCUUACGAUCUUGCUGCCCUCAAGUACUGGGGACCCUCCACGCAUAUUAACUUUCCUUUGGAGAAUUAUCAGACUGAACUGGAAGAAAUGAAGAAUAUGAGCCGCCAGGAAUAUGUUGCCCACUUGAGAAGGAAAAGCAGUGGCUUUUCGAGGGGCGCUUCAGUUUUCCGUGGAGUCACAAGGCAUCACCAACAUGGAAGAUGGCAGGCGAGGAUUGGGAGAGUUGCUGGAAACAAAGAUCUUUACCUUGGGACAUUUAGCACGCAAGAGGAAGCGGCUGAGGCUUACGACAUUGCAGCAAUCAAAUUCCGCGGUGUAAAUGCUGUCACCAACUUUGACAUUUCGAGAUAUGACGUCGAGAGAAUCAUGGCCAGCAAUACCCUACUGGCUGGCGAGCUUGCCAGAAGGAACAAGGAGGUGGUCGUCGACCCAAGGACUGAUGCUGCUGCUGCUGCCGUUGCCUACGAUUCCUCUGUUGCAUCUAACAAUAAUGGCGGGAUUGAAAUGAAUCCAGACGGAAAUGGUACGGAUUGGAAGAUGGCAUUGUAUCAGAAUCCUUCUCAUCAACAACACCAACAGGGAGCUGCUACUUGUGUUGCUGAAUCACUAGAUCACCAUCAUAAUAAGUCGAUGGCCUCGUCGGGAGACUAUCCGAAUGCUUCGUUUUCGAUGGCAUUGCAGAACUUGAUCGGUAUCGAAGCGUUGAACACUACUAACAGUCAUGGAAUUGAAGAUGAUUUGAACAAACAAGUAACGCAUUUUUCAAAUUCGUCGUCGCUGGUGACGAGUUUGAGUAGCUCGAGAGAAGGUAGCCCUGACAAGGCGAAUGCGUCAAUGGCGUCGAAGCUAAUUGGUGCAACAAGCGGGGUGGGGUCUUGGUACCCAACCCCACAGCAGCUGAGGCCAACAGCCAUUUCCAUGGCACAUUUGCCUGUUUUUGCAGCUUGGAAUGACACUUGAUUAAAAAAAAGAACACAACCCGUUGUCUUUCCUUGAUUACUUGGGCAUUUAGUUUUUGAAAAUUUUUGUUUGCAUGAAGGCGAAUGAAAAGAAAGAAAGCAAGAAAAAAAAAAUGAUGAUGUCUGGGAGACAAGGGAAAAAGAAGAUAGAAUUUUGAUUACAAUCCCUUUUUCUUUAUUUCCAAGGAGUGAGUGAGUGAGUGAGUGGGAGUAAAGAAUGAAGCAUCGUGGGGUCCGACUUGUGCGUCUGUAAUCCAUCUGUCUUCAAAUUAAACCCUUUUGGGGCUCUCCUCUUAUUGGCAUUUCAAAUGCAAAAGAUGGGGGAGAAGUAAUGAUUAAAUUCUCAA